Molecule: messenger RNA, 678 nt
Organism: Neoarius graeffei (lesser salmon catfish)
Lineage: Eukaryota; Metazoa; Chordata; Actinopteri; Siluriformes; Ariidae
Product: zinc finger protein 383-like
Exons: 3
Biological process (GO): regulation of transcription by RNA polymerase II
Cellular component (GO): PcG protein complex; transcription regulator complex
Molecular function (GO): RNA polymerase II cis-regulatory region sequence-specific DNA binding; DNA-binding transcription factor activity, RNA polymerase II-specific
Source: RefSeq, a predicted model, not a curated record
AUGAGGCGAACUUUCGAUUGCUCUCUGUCUGACCAGGAGGUGGCUAGAGAACUCAUGGAGCUGCUGCAGGGGUCCUGGUCUACCUCAGACUACACCAUCGAGUUCCAGACGUUGGCAACAUCGUGCAGUUGGAACGAGAGCACCCAGGACGGCUCCAAGAACGGCAAACCCGACAACCUGUUCAGGAUAUUCUCUUCCCGCCAGGAAGAGUCUAGAAUGCCUGAAACCAUCCUCCCUCCACAUUGUCUGGUGGGAGCUGCCCUACUUGAGCAAGGUGAUCUCCAAAAACACGAGCGCAUUCACACAGGAGAGAAGCCGUAUCACUGCUCACAGUGUGGAAAGAGUUUUACUGAACGGAGUGCUCUCCAACGACACCAGCGCAUUCACACAGGAGAGAAGCCGUAUCACUGCUCACAGUGUGGGAAGAGUUUUACUCAUCAGAGUCAUCUCCAACGACACCAGCGCAUUCACACAGGAGAGAAGCCGUAUCACUGCUCACAGUGUGGGAAGAGUUUUACUCUGCAAGGUGAUCUCCAACAACACCAGCACAUUCACACAGGAGCGAAGCCGUAUCACUGCUCACAGUGUGGAAAGAGUUUUACUGAACGGAGUGCUCUCCAACGACACCAGCGCAUUCACACAGGAGAGAAGCCGUAUCACUGCUCACAGUGUGGGAAG